This is a messenger RNA of Cyclocybe aegerita, 1908 nucleotides long. The record is from the annotation of a GenBank genome assembly. NCBI's taxonomy places the organism in Eukaryota, Fungi, Basidiomycota, Agaricomycetes, Agaricales, Hemipholiotaceae.
AUGACAAUGACCGCCACCCAAACCACAGCCGCGAAGAGCAACAGGCAUCUCGCCGUUCCGACGAAGAACAACGGGAACCCGUUUGCGACCCGUGGAAUCUACCGCCCGAAUGCACAACGGCUGAGCAUCUCCCUCAUGCCGCUGGUCGCUCAGAGGUCGCUGCUGUUCAGAGUGCAGGCGGACAUGUCGAGGUGUACGACCUACGAGGAGACGACUUCACCAGAAGAGUACCGCGGGCUGUACACCCUUACGCCCACAGCAAGUGCGAAGCUCGUUAGCGCCGUGCUCACCUCUGCGCGCUUCUCCGCUAUCCCGUCCGCAGCAUCCUCCGGUAGCGUCUACAGCCAGGAGUCGUGGAAGUCUCCAGCCUCGUCCAAACUCGCACCACCGAUCGCAGCUGCCUUUCUUCCGCCCGUCGCUAUCGAUCCGCGUCGCCAGGCCAUCGUCUUCAGCCCUAGCGUCCAGUGGUCCGACCACUCCGAAAGCGAGAGCGAACGUGCCAAUCUGACCCAGGAGCAAACUCACGGGGAUAGCGACAAGGACUCGAUUUCUGAAUCGUCUGAUUCGGGCUGCUCGGAGCAUGGCAUCAAGACUCCGGACUCGCCUGGCGCCCCCGUGCAGAUGGUGCAGGUCAGGGUUCAGAUCGUCGGUCCCGAGGACAGUCUCAUCGACCCCGACGAGGACGUCUUUGCCAGAGACCCGCCAAAGAAGGCCGGCGUCCUUACCAGCGCGAAUUUGGAGCUGUACCUCCCGCCCAUUGACCUCGAGCGACCGCCGCAGCCGUUAGCCCUUCCUGCACCAACAGCGUCGAUCGUCGAAGUUGUCGAUCGUCCAGCAGCUGCCGGCACUGUCAACGCCAACAGCAAUACCAAGAAGCUGCAGAAGAAGAAGGUCGGUUUGACCGCUGAUGUACAGAAGCGCGCUUCGUCGAAACCAUCCAAGGCGUUCGGCAAGGUCAUCUCGCACCUGUCUCUCCAGCCAGCGAAGAGAGAGGUCGCUGCCGCGGUCAAGGCGAUGCAAAACAGGAAAACGAUGAAUAUCGUACACCUCUCGCCGGACUACAAGCUUCCCGAGUUGGCGUUGGCGGAACCGCUGAACGUGUCGUUCCUCGCCAAUGUGAAGUCGCCGCCGCUCGCCAUCAUGCCGGCUGCUCCUGUGGGUGCUGAGAAAGGUCCUCGGAAGAACACCAGCCCCUCAAACCGGGCAACGACGGCCCCUUUCCCAACAGUUCCACGCCCCAAGUCCCACCCACCUGACGCUCCCAAGCCAGAACCCGCUCAACAGCAGCCCACAGGUCCAUCAAGCAUCGCCUUCCCUCAAGGUCAACGCUCACGCCCACAACGUCCCUCUCGGCCACCCCACCUGACCCCGUUCCCACUUCCUCUCCACAUCUCGCAAUCCCAGCACUUCCCUCUGCCCGCUUUCCAGCACCCGCACCCAGCAACGCCUCGUCGUGCUGCGAGCCCUCCACCUCUGUCGACACCUAUCGCUGAACUCACGCCCGGUCCCCCUCUCACAGCGACGGCGAUGCGUAAAGGCCACCGGAGGUAUAAGUCAUCGCCGGCUGUGCCCGAUUUCAUGCUCGAGGAGCUGGCGAAGCAACACGGACAUGGACAAGGGAAGAAGCGGUGGGACGUGGAGAGUAUGCCGCCGCUCCCACCCAUGCCGGCCUUGCCUGCGGGUGCCAGUGGGAAUGGUGCGAUGGGAUUGAAGACGACGAUGGUGGGACAGCCACCUGCGAUCCCGCCGCGGUCGACUGCCCGACCGAACUCGAAGUUAAUCGCGGAAUCGGUUAUAGCCCCCACAGGUGCACCGGUGACGAGGGCGAGGGCGAUGAGCACUACGAAUCGUGCGACUGUACACGCGCCGCCCGCGAAGGUAGCACCUCCUUUCCCACUUCCUCGAUAA